AUGACCUCGGAGCUCCUGGGAACCCUGGGCUCGCGGCGCUCCACGGUGGAUCGGUGUGGUCAGACCUGGGAGUCCCAGCCCAAGGAGUCCGAAGCUGAUGCCGUGUGCCUCCCUGGAGUCAAGUUUGGCGUCGCCCCGAGCGUGGCGGACUGGCUGAGGCGGAAAGCCGAAGAGAUGCCAGAGGAAGACCUAGCCAAAGAAGAGCUUCUGGAGGCGCUGCGAAAGGCCCUGGACGUGCGCGGUGACGGGCCUUUGCGUGCAGCGCCACUGUGCGAUGAGCUGAAGCAGCUUCGCGACGUGUCGUUGCGCCUCGCGGAGCUGCAGCACGAGAUGCUGGCGCAGCGAGACAGCCUGGGAGCGCAGCGCGAGGAGCUUGCUCGCCGUGAGGCCGAGCUCAAGGUGCAGCAGUUAGAGCUCGAGAAACAGCGAUGGCAAGCUUCUGACGACAUCUCGGGGAGUCAUCCCAUUCCAAGUUGGCUGGAAAGAAAUUCUGAUGGCACCAUGAAUGUGGCCGUCGUUGGCAAUUCGGGGGUGGGGAAGUCUCUUCUAAUCAACAAGAUGCGGCGGAUAAGACCUGGCGUCCCAGACUGGGCACCCACAGGGGUCAAGGAGACAACUCUACGUCCUACGGCCUAUUCCUUCCCACAGCUCGAGAAGGUUCGGUUGUGGGAUCUUCCGGGUGCCGGGACGCCCGGCUUCCCGAAGGACAGCUACAUCCGUGACAUGGGCCUUCGCUACUUUGACUCUGUCCUGAUUGUCACGGCGGGACGCUUUACCUCCAUAGACGAGGCGUUGCGUGCGGAGCUCGAGGCAUGCGGUGUGCCAUACUUCAUGGUCAGGACCAAGAUCGAUCUCGAUGUUUGGAACAACAAAGAGGACAACCAAAUCGACGAGGAAUCGACAAUCGAGAGCAUCCGCCAAGAGCUCUAUAGACUUCAUGGAGUGGAUCACCUGUACCUGGUAUCAUCCAGAGAUCCAGACCGCUACGACAUGCCGGCCCUCCUGGCAGAUGCAUUUCCUGGCGUGAGGGCGCACCUCGAAGCCACCAGUUUCCUUUUCACAGGCGGAAAGGGAGAGUUUGGAGACUCAUGGUCAAUGCCUGUUAUCUGGUCAUCCACCGUCGCAGGUGUCCAGGGACAGUGGCAGGAUGCCUUAGAGAAUCUGCUGUACAUAGUUGAUGGCACGGACGUGCACAUUACCCGUGACGACGGCCAGACAGCCAUCAUCCAGCUGGCGGAGAGAGAUGACAAGGUCUGGCUUCAAGACCGCUGGUACAUCGAUCUGGGGUCUGUGGGUAAGGCUCGCGAGUCUUCGGAGCUCCGUUGGACACCGAGAGACCUGACUGACAAGCCGCGAGUUUGGCGCUGGUGUGGAUGA
Molecule: messenger RNA, 1377 nt
Organism: Symbiodinium sp. CCMP2592
Lineage: Eukaryota; Dinophyceae; Suessiales; Symbiodiniaceae
Source: the annotation of a GenBank genome assembly